AUGGCUCUGUUCUCUAGAGAGCCACAAACAUCUCAAGAAGCAGCACAAGAAGAAACAUGGAUCGAGGCAAUGAACGAAGAAAUUAAAAUGAUCGAGAAGAAUCACACACGGGAGCUUGUAGACAAGCCAAGAGACAAGGAAGUCAUCGGACUCAAGUGGGUCUACAAGGUGAAUCAUAAUGAUAAUGGCUCCAUCAAUAAGUACAAAGCAAGACUCGUUGCAAAAGGAUAUGCACAACAACGGGGAAUCGACUUCAACGAAACAUAUGCACUAGUUGUCCGCAUGGAGACAAUCAAAACAGUCUUAGCACUAGCAGCACAACAUCAACGACCACACCUCGAGCGUGGAACACCAAUAUCUUCUCCAGCAUGGUUUCAUCAAGAGUCCGAGUGA
Molecule: messenger RNA, 393 nt
Organism: Amaranthus tricolor (Joseph's coat)
Lineage: Eukaryota; Viridiplantae; Streptophyta; Magnoliopsida; Caryophyllales; Amaranthaceae
Exons: 2
Coding region: 1-393 (130 amino acids)
Source: RefSeq, a predicted model, not a curated record